GCAUCAUGGGACUGUGAGUCAUCCAGGGGUCAGGAGACGUCUCUGGACCGCAACCAGCCCUGCGCCGUCAAGAGGUGUGUGAGUGGUAAGCGUCAGUGUUCAGGUUGCAAUCAGGUGCUGGGGAAAGGAACAGCUAUGAACAUCGACACGCUGGGCCUGUACUUCCACCUAACCUGCUUUAAGUGUGGAGUGUGUAAGGUACAGUUAGGUGACACCAGUUCAGGAACAGACGUUAGGAUCCGUAACGGGCUGCUGAGCUGUCACGACUGCUAUGCCACAUCACACGCAGUUGGCCAGCCGACUACGCUGUGAUUGGCUACAGCCUGCAUCUGGAACCCUUCACAACAUUCUGGAACGCUGUGGAAUUCUCUUAACUGGACACACAAACUUCUCCCAGAUGAUGUCAUGGAGACUGAACUGUCUGAUGCUAACUGAUGCUAAUGGAGGCUAACUGCUAAGUGCUAGCGUUGUAGCUGAUCAACCAGUUUUUCCCAGACUGACUUGAGUACAGAGACCUCAAGCACAACCACUGAUCUACGACAGCACACUCAGACACAUGCUACAUGCUAACACCAGCAGCAGUCGGAAUGUAGUAGCUACCUACCUUACUGUCAAAUUAGCUAAAUGAUAAAUGCUAACGGAUGCUAACUGCUAAAUGCUACUGUUCACUCUCCAUCAUAAUGCCUUAAUAACUCUGUUUUGUUUUGUGUUUUAAGUAUUUUGCAUGAACGAAGACCGUGUUAGUUGUUGUUGUUGUUAACGGUAGUUAGGCUGUGUUACCUAGCGACAGCCCUGACUACCCCAUAUAGUUGUUAUGGUUACCGUAUGCCUCUCCUCCAUGUUGUGUAAUGAUACAAGCUUUGUCUUUAUUCUAAUGUUCACCUGAUCAUCAUGUACAUCAUUAUGCUGCGUUCAUUACUCUCAUGAUCGCUUUAGUUAUUAUUGGAUGUUAUUAUUACCAUUUAAUACCAAGGAUAUUCUGACAUUGUGUUUUAGAGCUUUGCAUCAUACUCUGCCUUAAGACGAGAGUGAGAGGGAUAGCACACGUGUAGUGUGUGUGUGUGUGUGUGCAUGUGUGUGUGAGUUGUUUUAGUUCAACUUGAAGCACAGUCCUAUACCAGCGAAUAUUACUACACAUUGACCCGCCCUCUCCCUCUUUUUCUCACCUGAUUGGACCUUUACUCCUAAGAACAACCAAUGAAUGAGACAAAGUUAUCUGCUGCUUCCUGUUUAUGCCCAGCCUCUUGUCCUGUGGCAUUUUUAGGCCUAUUUCUUACACCAAUCAAAUGCUUUGGAUAGAUGUGUAGAGGAGAGGAGAAGGGGGAGAG
This is a messenger RNA of Oncorhynchus tshawytscha (Chinook salmon), 1328 nucleotides long. RefSeq names its product LIM domain only protein 7-like. Gene Ontology annotation, biological process: regulation of focal adhesion assembly; positive regulation of stress fiber assembly. Gene Ontology annotation, molecular function: myosin II head/neck binding. The record is from RefSeq and is a predicted model, not a curated record. NCBI's taxonomy places the organism in Eukaryota, Metazoa, Chordata, Actinopteri, Salmoniformes, Salmonidae. Gene Ontology annotation, cellular component: stress fiber.